Molecule: messenger RNA, 858 nt
Organism: Momordica charantia (bitter melon)
Lineage: Eukaryota; Viridiplantae; Streptophyta; Magnoliopsida; Cucurbitales; Cucurbitaceae
Product: Ca2+-binding protein 1
Molecular function (GO): calcium ion binding
Source: RefSeq, a predicted model, not a curated record
UCUUCCUCCUCAGGUUUCUUCGAUCCGCCAUUGGUUUCUCGCCUCUGCUUUUUCUCCCCUUUCAAAUCACAGAGAGAGAAGAGAGAGAGAGACGAUGUGUCCCUCCGGUACAGCCGCCACCACCGCCACCUCCCCCGCCGAUUUUCGCCAGGCAUUCGAGGUGCUCGACGCCGACCGCGACGGAAAGAUCAGCCGCGACGAUCUUCGAAAUUUCUACAGCGCCGACGCCGACGAAGAUGCGAUUGGCUCCAUGAUUUUGGUCGCCGAUUUGAAUCGGAACGGUUUUGUUGAGUACGACGAGUUUGAACGCGUAUUGUCCGGUGGACGGAGGAGAUCGGCGGGUAUAAUGGAGGAGGUGUUCAAGGCGAUGGACAAGGACGGAGACGGACGGUUGAGCCACGCUGACCUGAAGAGUUACAUGCAUUUGGCCGGAUUUUCAAUCACCGAUGAGGAGGUUGCGGCGAUGAUCAGAUUUGGCGGUGCGGAUGAAGCGGAGGGCGUUAGUUAUGAUGGAUUGCUGAAGAUCUUGGCCGUUGAUAAUAUAUUCUAGAACUCUUUCAUCUCGCUGUUGUCUCUACAGGUCUACAGUUUUCAGGAAAGCAUUUACGGAAAAAGCUCUUCCAAAAGCGCUUUCUCCGAGAGAAAAACGUGUAAAACGUUGUCGUAAUUCUUGGAAUCCGCUUCUUGUGAUUUGCUCCUUCGUAUGUUUCUUCUAGAGGUAUUCAAAUUUUAUUUAAUAAUUUGUAAUGUUUGAGUGAAUCAAAUGCGAAAAAAAUUGGUUGAAUUUUUUUCCCGCUUCGUUGUGAAUGUGAUUCGAAAUGGAAGGGAAAUCUAAUUUUGUAAACUUGUUGUUGGAAA